AUGAAGAAGUUCAACAUCAGGAAGGUGCUGGACGGCUUGAAGGAGGCGUCCUCCUCCACCCCGUCUGUCCAUGUGGGGCCACAGGAGAACCAUCUGAUCCAGGAGACCCUUCAGUCCGACCAUUUCCAGCUCUGCAAGACUGUCCGUCAUGGCUUCCCAUAUCAGCCAUCAUCCAUGGCUUUCGACCCGGUGCAGAAGAUACUGGCCAUUGGCACCCAGAGAGGAGCUCUCAGAUUGUUUGGUCGUCCAGGUGUGGAGUGUUACUGUCAGCAUGAGAGUGGAGCGGCUGUCAUCCAGCUUCAGUUUCUCAUCAACGAGGGAGCACUUGUGAGUGCUCUGGCUGAUGACACUGUCCACCUGUGGAACCUGAGGCAGAAGAGACCAGCCAUCCUCCAUUCCCUCAAGUUCAGCAGAGAGAGAAUAACUUUCUGCCACCUGCCCUUCCAGAGUAAAUGGUUGUACAUCGGCACAGAACGAGGGAACAUCCACAUCGUCAACGUGGAGUCCUUUAUGCUCUCAGGCUACGUCAUCAUGUGGAACAAAGCCAUUGAACUGUCGUCCAAGGCUCACCCUGGACCAGUUGUCCACAUAAGUGACAACCCUAUGGACGAGGGAAAGCUUAUAAUUGGAUUUGAGUCUGGGAUCGUGGUCCUGUGGGAUCUGAAAUCAAAGAAGGCCGACUAUCGCUACACUUACGAUGAGGCGAUCCACUCAGUUGCCUGGCAUCACGAGGGCAAGCAGUUCAUUUGCAGUCACUCAGACGGAACCCUGACCAUAUGGAACGUCAGAGGGCAGGGCAAGCCCAUACAGACAAUCACCCCUCACGGUAAACAGCCCAAGGACGGAAAGAAGCCAGAGCCUUGCAAACCCAUUCUCAAAGUGGAAUACAAAACCACUAGAAAUGGGGAACCCUUCAUAAUCCUUUCUGGUGGUCUGUCCUACGACACGGUGGGCAGGCGGCCCUGUCUUACGGUAAUGCACGGGAAGAGUACUGCUGUGCUGGAGAUGGACUACCCUAUAGUAGACUUCCUCACACUCUGUGAGACACCGUAUCCUAAUGAUUUUCAGGAACCUUAUGCUGUGGUGGUCCUUCUAGAAAAGGAUUUAGUGGUGAUCGACCUUGCACAAAAUGGUUACCCCAUAUUCGAGAACCCCUAUCCUCUGACUAUCCAUGAGUCUCCUGUGACCUGCUGCGAGUACUUUGCCGACUGCCCUGUGGACCUCAUACCUGCACUUUACUCUGUUGGCUCGCGGCAGAAACGACAGGGCUACAGCAAAAAGGAAUGGCCUAUUAGUGGUGGAAACUGGGGUCAAGGCACACAGAGCUACCCAGAGAUCAUCAUCACUGGGCAUGCUGAUGGAACUGUGAAGUUCUGGGAUGCCUCUGCAAUAACGCUCCAGGUGCUCUACAAGCUCAAAACAGCCAAGGUGUUUGACAGAAACCGGUCCAAGGAGGACAAGGGCAGUAUGGAGGUGUCAGAUGAAGACCCUUUUGCCAUCCAGAUUAUGGCCUGGUGCCCUGAGAGCAGGAUGCUGUGUGUGGCUGGGGUGUCAGCUAAUGUUAUCAUCUACCGCUUCAGCAAGCUGGAAGUAACUACUGAGGUAGUGCAGUUACUAGAGGUGCGAAUGCAGUAUGAGCUGAAUGAUAUAGAGUCUCCAGACGGUGGUGGGGGGGAACAGACAUCGGCGCUUCCCACCCCUGGUGCCUCCCCUCAGACGAGUGGCCCACCGUCGCACCCCUCCACCAGCAGCAACAACUCUGACGGAGGCAACAUGCCCUGCCUCAAAGUGCGCAGCACACCUCUGAAGCAGUCUCCAGGUUACCAGGUAGAUUUGGUGGUCCAAUUAGUGUGGGUGAGUGGAGAGCCCCCUCAGCAGAUCACAACUCUGGCGCUCAAUUCCUCCUACGGCCUUGUGGUAUUCGGCAACAGUAAUGGUCUGGCCGUGGUGGACUAUAUCCAGAAGACAGUGGUGCUCAACUUGGGGACGGUCGAGCUGUACGGCUCCAAUGACCCCUACCAGAGACAGCCCCGCUCACCAAGAAAGACACGACAGCCCUCUGGAGGUAAUGGUCUGUGCGACAUCAAUGAGGGCUCAGCAACAUCAGAGGACCGCUGCAAGUCUCCUACUUCAGUGUUGAUGUCAAACAGCAAUCUACAGCAAUUCUACAAUGGCGGUGGUAGAGGAGCAAAGAUGUCACGGAAAUUAAGCUUGCCUACUGAGCUAAAGCCAGACUUGGUCCUCCUGUCUGUAUGCCCGCCACGGGGUGCCAACCCAUUAGACCACCGGGACAAUUCUUUCAGUCGCUCGCGCUCCUCCAGUGUCACCAGCAUUGACAAGGAAGCUAAAGAAGCCAUCACUUCCUUCCACUUCAGUGAGACCUUCGCCCGGAAGGGGGACAGCACUUUGACACCCUGCCUGUAUGUGGGCACCUCCUUGGGCACCGUGCUCACUCUGGCUAUCACAUUACCACCUGCUGGUGAACAACGGCAGCUUCAGCCAGUUAUCAUUUCUCCUACAGGCAUGUUGGUACGCCUGAAAGGCAGCCACCUGCAGAUGGCUUUCUUGGACUCCACAGGUUCCCUGGUGCCCCCUGCGUUUGAACCUUGGUAUGAACCCAAUGUUACAGCAGAUGGUGAAGAAAGAGAGAAGGUCCGCAAACGCCGGCCCGUCUCAGUUUCCCCUUCAACCUCCCAGGACCUCAAUGAGAACCAGUAUGCCGUGGUGUGUUCAGAAAAACAGGCCAAAGUCAUUUCCCUGCCCUCCCAGACCUGCAUCUAUAAACAUAGUAUCACAGAGACUUCCUUCAUCCUGCGGGCAGAUGUGGUGCAGAUGAGCCAAGGCGUGAGCCUGGCGUGCUUCUGUGCUAAUGGCCACAUCAUGACCCUCAGUUUGCCAGGACUGAGACCGCUCAUGGAUGUAAACUACCUGCCUUUGACAGACAUGCGGAUAGCAAGGACGUUCUGCUUCACCAACUUGGGUCAGGCCAUGUAUCUCUGCUCCCCCACUGAGAUCCAGAGGAUCACUUACAGUCAGGACACCUGUGAGAACCUGCAGGAGAUGCUGGGUGAAUUAUUUACACCAGUGGAGACACCGGAGGCACCCAACAGAGGGUUCUUCAAGGGUCUCUUUGGGGGAGGAGCACAGUCACUGGAUAGAGAGGAGCUAUUUGGAGAGGUAGCAGCUGGAAAGGCAUCCCGAAGCCUGGCCCAGCACAUCCCAGGCCCGGGUGGCAUUGAGGGUAUGAAGGGGGCAGCCUCUGGUGUGGUGGGAGAUCUGGCACGCGCCCGGAUAGCACUUGAUGAAAGAGGCCAGAAACUGGGUGAGCUGGAUGAGAGGACAGCUGCGAUGAUGGCCAGCGCAGAUUCCUUUUCCAAACACGCCCAUGAGAUGAUGCUGAAGUGCAAAGACAAAAAAUGGUACCAGUUCUGA
Scomber japonicus (chub mackerel) is the source of this 3432-nucleotide messenger RNA. RefSeq names its product syntaxin binding protein 5a (tomosyn) (gene stxbp5a). NCBI's taxonomy places the organism in Eukaryota, Metazoa, Chordata, Actinopteri, Scombriformes, Scombridae. Gene Ontology annotation, molecular function: GTPase activator activity; myosin II binding; syntaxin binding. The transcript has 27 exons. Gene Ontology annotation, cellular component: plasma membrane; SNARE complex; cytoplasm. Bases 1 to 3432 code for a protein of 1143 amino acids. Gene Ontology annotation, biological process: regulation of exocytosis; regulation of protein secretion. The record is from RefSeq and is a predicted model, not a curated record.